UUGCAGUGGACUUUCCAUCCAUUCAUCUUGAAAAGCAAAAAGAUAUACACCGUCUUGAUAUGGUGUAGAGUUCUAGCAUUCUUAGUUGCCUGUCAGUUUCUCCGUGUUAUAACUUUCUAUUCAACUCAGCUUCCUGGCCCAAACUACCACUGCCGCGAGGGCUCUAAAGUUGCCAGGUUGCCAUGGCCCAAAAGCCCUCUUGAGGCUCUCGAGAUUAACCCUCAUGGGGUGAUGUACGGAUGUGGAGACUUGAUAUUCUCAUCGCACAUGAUAUUCACGCUGGUCUUUGUCCUCACUUACCACAAGUACGGCACUAAAAGGUUCAUAAAGCUGUUCGGGUGGCUCACUGCUUUCGUGCAGAGCCUCUUGAUCAUCGCCUCCCGUAAACAUUACACUGUAGACGUCGUUGUUGCAUGGUAUACUGUGAACUUGGUGGUCUUCUGUUUAGACAAGAAAUUACCAGAACUACCAGACCGGACUACGGUGUUGCUCCCUGUAGUGUCGAAAGUCAGAAUGAGAGAAGAGAACCACAAGCUGUUGUUGAAUGGGAACGGUGUUGAUCCUGCUGCUGACUGGAGACCGAGAGCGCAAGUGAACGGGAAGAUAGAUAGCAACGGAGUUCACACUGAUAACUCUUUGAAUGGCGCAUGAAACUCAGCACCGGACUUCAGACAAGAUCUAAUAUAUGAAAACAGCAACUCAGUGGCGUCACCAAGACGACAUAUAGGUCUGGAGGUGUGGGUAAAUUUUUGUUUAUGGUCAUUGUUCCAGAAAAGAA
Molecule: messenger RNA, 778 nt
Organism: Brassica oleracea var. oleracea
Lineage: Eukaryota; Viridiplantae; Streptophyta; Magnoliopsida; Brassicales; Brassicaceae
Product: phosphatidylinositol:ceramide inositolphosphotransferase 2-like
Exons: 8
Biological process (GO): ceramide biosynthetic process
Cellular component (GO): endoplasmic reticulum membrane; Golgi membrane; trans-Golgi network
Molecular function (GO): inositol phosphoceramide synthase activity; ceramide cholinephosphotransferase activity; sphingomyelin synthase activity
Source: RefSeq, a predicted model, not a curated record